AUGAAGGCAAACACUGUGAUUCCCCUCCUUGGCCUUUCGGGUGCCGCUCUUGGUGCUGCUGUUGCCCGGAGCACCCAGGAGCCUUGGGGAUACAAGUCUGGCUCCGAGGAGUCCAUCGCCAACUUGAAGGAUAAGAUUGAGAAUGUUGUUUGGAUCCUGCUGGAGAACCGCGGUUUCGAUAACAUUCUCGGUGGUAUCCACAAGGAUGGUCUGGACAACGUGGUCAACAACGGUCCUUUCUGGAACCCCCAGCUGGUUAAUGAGACCAACAGCAAGAAGUGGUACAGCCAGUACAAGGAUUACGACUCGGUUGCCCAUGACCCGGAUCACUCUGUGACUGGUGUCAACUUCGAGAUGUACGGCACUUACACUCCCGACAACGAGGCCAUUGCCAACGGUUCCUUGAAGCCCAGCCUCAAGGGCUUUGUCGAGCGUCAGAUGGCCGCAUACCCGGCCAUCUCUGCUCAACGCGCCACUGAUGAGGUCCUCGGAUACUACUCCGAGGAUGAGGUCCCCACACUCGUGGACCUGGUUGAUGAGUUCACCACCUUCAACUACUGGCACUCGUGUGUGCCCGGUCCUACCAACCCCAACCGUCUCUGCGCGCUCGCCGGUACCUCCGACGGUCACGGCGAGAACGACGACAGCUUCCUUGAGUCAACCAUUGAGAUCAAGGGAAUCUUCGAAGAGGCCACCAGCAAGGGUAUUUCGUGGAAGAACUACGACGGCACCAACGGUGACUUCCUCCCCGACUCCCUGUUCUUCAACUGGACCGCCAAGAACGCAGAGAGCAACGUCGUGCCCCUGGAGAACUUCUACCAGGACGCAUACCUGGGUCUGCUCCCCCAGCUAUCCUACAUCAACCCCUCGUGCUGUGGCCUGAACACCAACUCCAUGCACCCCUCCGGCAACGUUUCCUUCGGCCAGGUCCUGGUCAAGCAGGUGUACGACGCCGUCCGCACCGGACCCCAGUGGGACAAGACCCUUAUCCUCCUUACCUUCGACGAGACGGGUGGAUUCUUCGACCACGUCGCUCCUCCCCUUGCCGUCCGCCCCGAUGACAAGACCUACGUUGAGACCGCUCCCAACGGCAAGAACUACACCCUGAAUUUCGACCGUCUCGGUGGCCGUAUGCCUACCUGGUUGAUCUCCCCCUACGCUCCUAAGGGCUACGUUGAGAACUACGGUACCAACCCCAUUACUGGCAAGUCUGAGUCUUACAGUGCCACCUCUGUUCUGAAGACCCUCGGUUACCUGUGGGAUUUGGAGGACUUCACUCCUCGUGUCUCGCACUCGCCUGCCUUUGACCACCUGAUUGGUCCCACGGCUCGGGACUCUACUCCCGCCACCCUGACCAACCCUCACACCUUUGCCAAUGCUGUUUAG
Penicillium odoratum is the source of this 1386-nucleotide messenger RNA. RefSeq names its product putative phosphatidylglycerol specific phospholipase C. The transcript is spliced from 2 exons. Gene Ontology annotation, molecular function: hydrolase activity, acting on ester bonds. The record is from RefSeq and is a predicted model, not a curated record. Lineage: Eukaryota; Fungi; Ascomycota; Eurotiomycetes; Eurotiales; Aspergillaceae. Bases 1 to 1386 code for a protein of 461 amino acids. Gene Ontology annotation, biological process: phospholipid catabolic process.